AUGAUCAGAAAUCCAAAUUAUACAAACUUUGUUUGCUGUGCUGUUUGUAAUAAGAUAAUUCCGCCAGCCCCUUUAGGGGAAACCUUCAAACGGAUCCAUGAAUACAAGCCAUUUAAGACACGGUUUUACACUCACAAAGAUAUACUGGAUAUUGGGAAAGAUAUUCUGAAUAAGGAAGAACAGUUUCAAGAGGAUGCACUCAAAGAACGUAUUGCACAGGCAGAAGCUGACAUAUGGGCUAAGGCCGAUGAACGCCAAAGACAAGCAGUGAAGAAAGCCCUCGAAGAAGCAAAUGAUAUGUACAAAAUGCAAAUCCAGUUUCUGAAAGAGGAACAUGAAAAAGAGUUAAAGGAAAUGGCAAUUAGGACCAAGAUGCAAUUGCAUAAAAACGUGGAAGAAGAACUGCAGCGAGAACACUUGGCUGCCGAGCAGCGCAUGGUCCACAGGAUCCAAAGGAUCAUGAUGGAGUGUCACCGCGAGAAGGUCCAGGCUGUGCAGGAAGCGCGAGAGCAGGAGAGGCUCAUUGCCCAGGAAGAGAUCCAGUCUCAGAGAAGAAAGGCCAUGGAGGAAUUUAUGAGUUCUGGUGUCACAGUUGUGAAGGAUCAGAAGAAGAAUGUGAACCAACUGAUAAAGGAAAAACAACAUGAAAUGAACAUCUACUAUUGCAUGACUCAGAGGCAGAAGCAAGAAGAGGUUCAGGAAGUGCUUCAAGAAGCAGAGAAAACACAUCAGGCCAAACUUGGAAAUGUGAUGGACAAACUGGUUAACACUCAGGGGGAGCUGCUGUCCAUAGCAAAGCAACUGGGAAUUAUGACGAAUUGGAAAGACUUCCUGGAGGAAGAGUUACAGGAAACCAGGGCAGCAUUUCAAAAAUACAUCAAUUAUACAUUUCCAAAGCUCUCACCAGGACAUGCAGAUUUUAUUCUGCCAGAAAGAAAGAAAACACCUUCCAAUCUUAUUAUUCCAGAGAACCAAACAACUCCUGAUUAA
Molecule: messenger RNA, 990 nt
Organism: Budorcas taxicolor (takin)
Lineage: Eukaryota; Metazoa; Chordata; Mammalia; Artiodactyla; Bovidae
Gene: C9H6orf163
Product: chromosome 9 C6orf163 homolog
Exons: 5
Coding region: 1-990 (329 amino acids)
Source: RefSeq, a predicted model, not a curated record